Caenorhabditis elegans is the source of this 1419-nucleotide messenger RNA. It is a transcript of the gene fbxa-165, whose product is annotated as F-box domain-containing protein. The record is from RefSeq and is marked reviewed. Bases 20 to 1315 code for a protein of 431 amino acids. The transcript has 5 exons. NCBI's taxonomy places the organism in Eukaryota, Metazoa, Nematoda, Chromadorea, Rhabditida, Rhabditidae.
UUUCAGGUAAUAAUUCCAAAUGUCAGUUGUUCUUGGCGAAAAUGAGCUUGUUAUUCGAGGAUGUAUUCUCUACGAAGUUCUCAACAAGAAACCGAUUCAGGAGUCUUACGAAAACUUCUGUAGAAAUGUUGGAAAUGACGUCAUGUCAUAUAAUGACUUCGAUUUCUGGUUCUAUCGAUUUUACAACGGAAACCAUGACUUGCACUACGAUAGAAGCGCAGAUCCAGCUUCACCUUUGCUGUCAAACAUGCCCCUCAACAUAAUUGACGAAGUUUUAAACCGCAUGGAAAUUCUUAAUUUAUUGGUCCUGAUGAAAGUAUCACGAAACUUUCGAAAAGUCGUUCAAAAUAUGAAAAUGGUGUUUGAUUGUAUUGAAGUGGAUUUCGAUGAACAUUUAGCGAUCACCUAUAAUUCGCGCCACAAAAUCAAAUAUCGGCCAAAUGAUACAGCUCAGUACUCGCCGUUUCGUCAAGAACCAACUUGCACGUGUGGUCGCAGAAUUCGCACGAGCGAUGAAGACAACAGAAAAGAAUUUUUUGUGACUGACGAGGACUAUAUAGAGCUAGGCGUCAAGGAUCUCAAAUUGAUUAUGGAGAAUCAAAAUGUUCAAUUGAAGAAAUUCCAGUUUUCGAAUGGAUCUAAUCAAGACACUCAAAAGAAAUUCAUUGACAGAGCCGAGAUAGCUUUCAAGUCUGCAAAAAGCUCCACAAGAACCGUGGAAGCACACUACAAUUCAUUAGCAGAAAUUGCCCAACUCUUGCCCAUUUUCCAUGCUGGAAAACUGGAAGAAAUUAAUUUCAAACAAGGGGCCAGGACUGAUGGAUAUGAGCAGCUGGUUGGCCUGGAACAAUGGAAGAACGCUAGAAAAUUUGAUGGAUUUUGGAGCUUGAACGUUCCAAUUGAGCACUGUUUGCAUUUCGAGUGCUUCAAAGAUCAUUUCGUAAGAUUCAAAGAAGAAGAUGCAAUGAAGCUUCGUUAUAUGCUUGAUAGAUCCACUAACUUUGGCUAUGCUGAAAUCACCAUCGAUCCAAUGAACGUCAGUCUAUUGAAAAGGGCCUUUGAUGUGAACAACGACAAUAAGUUCGAAUUCGUCUACCAAUCUCCGGACAACGGGUCUUUCGAAGUUCAUUGUGCUCUUCGAGUGCUAUAUAUCACUAAGUCUGGCUACAAAUUUAAAUACAACAACAAGAGUGCCAGCACCUUCUAUAAGCCACCCCCGAUCCCAGCCCCUCCGGCGCUUUUUUUGAGGGAUUAUCAAUUCUUCGAUCCCCGUCCACGAAUGCCAACCGAUAGAUCCCGCUACAGACCUUUUUAACGAUGGAAGCACUUGUCUAUUUUUAUGUGUUUUCAAAGCUCUUUUUUGAACACUUUCCAUUUAUUUUUAUACAAUUUUUACUUUAUAAAAUUUUUUAUAAUUUU